CCGCUGCCGCCGCUGGGCGCUGGGAGGCGGCCGCGAGUGCCGCCGCCGGAGCCGUUCGGGGAACGCGAGCGGGCGAGCCGCACUUUUACCUUUUCUCUCUUUCUCCCUUCCUCGCCCACCAUGCCGCGGACGCCGCUGCCCGCGGGGGACGAGCGGCGGCUCAGCCCGGCGCCCUUCUCUUGAGGGGGAUGCGGGAGGCGCGGCCGGGACACCGCUAGCGCGACCCGCGCCUCUCCGCCGUCCUCCCCGACCACCAUGAGGGAAGAGCGAGAAGCUGCGGCGGCGGCCGCCUCCCCCGGCGGGGCCGGCCGAGCCCCGCAGCCCUGCCCGCAGCCGGACGGCGGCGGGGCGGCCGCCCCCGCCGAGAGCCUGCGGAACGGAUACGUGAAGAGCUGCGCGACCCCGCUGCGGCAGGACCCCCCGAAGAGCUUCCUCUCCUUGCUGCUCUUCCCUACCGCCUCCUCCUCUCGGGCUCGGCUCGCCCUGGGCGUCCUGGCCGCCGCUGUCCUCUCGCUGCUGGCCCUUCCCGGCCGGGGCAGCGCCCGGGAGCAGCAGGACGGGAGCAGCUGGCGGAGCCCGCGGCCGCUGCACGCCUUGCUGUGCCUGACCCGCUGCCUCAGCCCCCUCUUCAGCAUCGCCUGUGCCUUCUUCUUCCUCACCUGCUACCUGGCCGGCGGCCGGCGCGGGGAGCACGGCGGCGGCACGACCCGCUGGUGGCUGCUGGCGCUGCCCCUGUGCUGCUACUCGGGGGACUUCGUGGCGCUGCAGUGGCUGCUGCCCGCCGAGGGGCGCGAAGAGGAGCCGCAGAUGUUCCUGGGGAGGCUCCUGACGGUGCUGGUCUCGGUGGCGGCGCUGACCCUGCCGCAGAGCUCCCUGAAGUUGCGCCGGAGCCUGCUCGUCCUGCUGCUGUGCAGCCUGGUGUGGCUGGUGUCGCUGAGCAGCCUGCAGGCGCUGCCGCCGGCGCUCGGGCCGCUGCUGGCGGGCACGGUCGGGGUGGCGGGCUGCCUGCUGGCGCUCUGCGGCGGGGAGCACGGCAUCUUCUCGGCGCAGAGCCGAGGAGCGCACCACCAGCAUCACCGCCACCCACGGCUCCCCAGCGCCGAGGAAAAAGUGCCUGUGAUCAGACCCAGGAGGAGAUCUAGCUGCGUGUCCCUAGGGGAGACUUCGGUCAGCUACUACGGCAGCUGCAAAAUGUUUAGGAGACCCUCGUUGCCUUGCAUUUCCCGAGAGCAGAUGAUACUUUGGGAUUGGGAUCUGAAGCAAUGGUACAAGCCCUAUUACCAGAGCGCUGGCAGCGGCAGCGGGGUGGAUCUCUCCGUGCUGAACGAGGCUCGGAACAUGCUCGCCGAGCUCCUGUGCGACCCCUGCCUCCCCCCACACGUCGUCUCUUCCCUCCGAAGCAUUAACAGCCUCAUUGGUGCUUUCUCAGGAGCAUGCAGGCCAAAGGCCAGCCCAUUCACACCAUUCCCUGGCUUCUUCCCCUGUCCUGAAAUAGAGGAUCCUGCUGAAAAAGACCGGAAGAUGCUCAAGGGAUUAAGCAGCAGGAGCAGCCUGCCAACCCCACAGCUGAGACGAUCCUCAGGAGUUUCUGCCUUGUCACCCAUAGAAUCAACAUCAUCUAGAUGGGAAAGGAGCAACAUCAGCAAGAGAUCCCACCAGGAGUAUAACACACCAAGCCAAGGAUCUCACUCAAAUGGGUCUUUUGGUGCCAACUUGCUGACCAUACCAAAGCAAAGAUCAUCCUCUGUGACCUUGACUCAUCACAUGGGUCCCAGACGAGCAGGUGCUUCUCCUGGCCUGAGUCCCGUGGGGUCACCGAGCCAUGGAUCUGUCUCCAGUGGGGCUUUCAGCAACUGGUCACCUGUAGAGUUCCCUGACACUGCUGAUUUCCUCACCAAACCAAGCAUUAAUAUCCACAAGCCUCCAGGACAUGCACCUAGCUCUCCAGAUUUUCAGCAGCCUGUUAAAACACCUGUAGGUUAUAUGUGUAGCAGCUGUGGACGUCAGAUACUCAAGCCUGUUCCAAUACCAGAACCAGACUUUGCAGAAUACAGAGAGAGAAAAUCAGGUGAAAUUGCAAGUACUAAUGUCUCCCAAGACUCUUUCCACCAUACAGAGAAGAGGAAAGAUGAAAGGAAGGAAAUGAUUGAUCAAACACAAAAUAAACUGCUUGUGGAACAGGGUUCUACUUUAGAAACAAUGUUAUUAGACCAUGAUUCACUAAUGGAGAAGAUGAACAAUUGGAAUUUCCAAGUUUUUGACCUUGUGAAAGAAAUGGGAGAUCAGUCUGGAAGGAUCCUUAGCCAGGUGUCUUACUCCUUGUUCCAAGACACUGGCUUGUUUGAGAUUUUCAAAAUCCCCACUCAAGAAUUCAUGAAUUACUUCCGUGCUCUAGAAAAUGGCUACCGGGAUAUUCCCUAUCACAAUCGUAUCCAUGCCACGGAUGUUCUCCAUGCAGUGUGGUACCUGACCACGCGGCCCAUUCCCGGAUUUCAGCAAAUCCGUAACGAGCACAUCAUGGACAGUGAUAUAGAUGAAGCCAGUGGUAUUGCCCCAGUUCAAGUCAUCUACACUUCUUCAAAAAGCUGUCCUAUUGUUGAUGACAGUUAUGGGUGUCUGGCAUCAAAUAUUCCUGCUCUAGAAUUGAUGGCUUUGUAUGUAGCAGCUGCCAUGCAUGACUAUGAUCAUCCUGGACGUACAAAUGCUUUCCUGGUGGCCACAAAUGCACCUCAGGCUGUUCUCUACAAUGACAGAUCAGUCUUAGAAAAUCACCAUGCUGCAUCUGCCUGGAAUCUUUUCUUAUCACGACCAGAAUACAACUUUUUAUCAAACCUCGAUCACGUAGAAUUCAAGCGCUUUCGUUUCUUAGUGAUUGAAGCAAUCCUUGCCACAGACCUCAAGAAGCAUUUUGAUUUCCUUGCAGAAUUUAAUGCCAAGGUCAAUGACAUGAACAGCAAUGGCAUAGAAUGGAGCAAUGAAAACGAUCGCCUGCUGGCCUGCCAGAUAUGCAUCAAACUGGCUGAUAUCAAUGGCCCAGCCAAAAUCAGAGACCUGCAUCUGAAGUGGACUGAAGGCAUUGUCAAUGAAUUUUAUGAACAGGGUGAUGAGGAAGCAAGUCUUGGAUUACCUAUAAGCCCCUUCAUGGAUCGUUCUUCUCCCCAGCUUGCAAAACUGCAGGAAUCUUUCAUCACUCACAUAGUUGGCCCCCUUUGCAAUUCCUACAACGCAGCUGGGUUACUUCCAGGGCAGUGGGUUGAUGAAGAGGAGGAGGAUGCAGAAAGCACUGAAGAUGAUGAUGGUGCUCAGUUAGAGAGUGAUGAUGAAGAAAUGGAAGAUGAUCUCAUUUUAAAAGCUCAAAGGAAAAAAGGUAGACGAAUAUUUUGCCAGCUAAUACACCACCUCAGUGAAAACCACAAAAUAUGGAAGAAAGUGAUUGAAGAGGAAGAAAAAAACAAAACAGAAGGAGCCAAACUGCUGACUGAAAUCUCAUCUUUACCUCAAGCAGAUGACAUUCAGGUUAUUGAGGAAGCUGAUGAAGAUGAUGAGCGACAGCUAGGAGAAGACAAGACAUGCUAAGGGAACUCCAGUGGUGUCCAGUGUGAUGACAGCCUAUGUUUUUUCCACUGUGCUGACUUCAGCCUGACACAGCUCACAUAAAAUUGAAAGGCCUUAAUACUGUGAGAGGAUUCUUUUCACUCUGGUGGAAUCCCACUCCUAUGCACUUUCGCCACACAGAAUACAGAACUUUAUUCAGAGAUUGAGUAUUGUAUACCCUGAUGCAAAGUUCUUUAUGCCUUAGUUGGUAUAAAAUAUCCUGAUAUAAUGCUGCCUUUGCUGAAUAUGGAACUCUUCUUUUCCUUGAGGUACCUGCAGUUUUUAAAAAACAUUCAGUGACUUUGAUUACCAAAGUGGCAAGAACUUUUUGCUAACAAGGAACCGCAGGAUGAAUCCUAAUGUUGUCUUGAGUUGCUUAUUUCAUGUUGUUUUUGAACAUGAAUGAGAAAAAAGUCUGUGCCUACAUGAAAACUAUGUUACUGCUGCAGUGCAAGCCUGUUGUGGGGUGUCUACUUAGUGCAGUAGUGUGCUUCAUGUAGUCAUCUCAGAGCAACUGUUCAAGGACUGUGACAUAAAUGCUGAAUCUUGAUAUUUGUGGUUUAAAAAGAGGAAAGAAAAUCCAGGUGCAUCUAUUUCUGAUGCUUUUUAUUAUUGUGCAUAAUCUGAUGUUUUAUUUUUGCAGAAAAUAUUCAGGUUUGCAGUGGAUGUUCAUGAUAAUUCAUUGAAUCCAAGGCCAUUCUCAUCUGUUGCCUUGCUGUUUCGUGGUAGAACAUUAAAAACCUGUUCAGCUACUUAAAUUAUGAAGGAAUUCUAUUCUUUUAGUCAUAAGUAAAGUUGUAUUUCCUGCCCUUACUCAGGUUCACGUUUAAAAACAAGUCAACCACAUCAUAGAUUUUUAUCUUGCACCCAUUUCCCAUAUUAAAUUUUAAGGAAAUAAGAUCUUAUCUCAUUUAUUCUUUGUAUGUAAAGCUUUAGGAGAAUUAAAGAUUUUUUUUUUUUAAAGACAUAAACUACUGUUUCAAAAUGCCUAUUUUAAUUUGCCCCACACUUUUUUUUCCAUCACAGAGACAGCUUUUAUUGCUUUCAAGUUUGAUGUACAUCCUGAAAUACACAUAUGGAAACCAGAAGGUGGAAACUUUGUGUACAGCCUGAUACAAGAUAAAAAUCACUGUACUGUACUACAUUUUAGGUUGCUGAGUUUUAAAAUAACAAACUUACACAUUCCACCCCAAUGUAUUUCUAGAAACACUACCAUUGUAGGUCUAAUUUGUAAACAAACAAAAAAGUCAUAAAUUAGGAUACAAGUAAGCAAGCCACAGAUAAGCCUAGUUUUAAAAGUGCUCCUUUUAAUACUAAACCCUUAAAUGCUGUGUAGUUGAACUGAAUAAAACCCAAAUGCACGUGUGCUAUUCCUAAAUGUGUGUUAGCAUAUUUGUGUUUGCAUCAAUUGACUUGGGAAAAAAAAGAUAACCUUGUGUAAACUGUAUUACACUAUUUUACACAGAUUUUGAAUCUGCUAUUUCAUUGGCCAGUUUAAAUAACUGAAAGGUUUGGGGUUGAUUUUUUUUUUUUUUUCAUUUUUCACUAAUAAGCCUUUUGUUGAUGCACUUAAAAGACCACUGAAAUGUGCUUUUGCUAUAUCUUCAGUGCCAAAUUCCCCUUUGCUGCCAUUAUCACUAUCACUGCAGUUUUUUUGUAACAUAAGCAGUGUUAAACCAGAUAUUUCUGUCAUUAAUAAAAUAUUGCACAAUUGAA
Messenger RNA from Oenanthe melanoleuca, 5310 nucleotides. It is a transcript of the gene PDE3B, whose product is annotated as phosphodiesterase 3B. Lineage: Eukaryota; Metazoa; Chordata; Aves; Passeriformes; Muscicapidae. The transcript has 16 exons. Gene Ontology annotation, biological process: signal transduction. Gene Ontology annotation, cellular component: membrane. The coding region runs from base 256 to 3576 and encodes 1106 amino acids. The record is from RefSeq and is a predicted model, not a curated record. Gene Ontology annotation, molecular function: 3',5'-cyclic-AMP phosphodiesterase activity; protein kinase B binding.